Messenger RNA from Pseudonaja textilis, 984 nucleotides. The record is from RefSeq and is a predicted model, not a curated record. Lineage: Eukaryota; Metazoa; Chordata; Lepidosauria; Squamata; Elapidae.
CUCCUUUUGACCCACAGGAAGGUCCAUGUGGGAAGUGGAUCCAGUCAAGGUUUGGAGGGUGAGAAAUCCUUCUCUGGAAAAGACGCCGAAGAUCUUGGGAGCCCCCCUUCGCUGAAACCCUAUAAAUGUGAUGAAUGCGAUUUAUGCUUUGGUCGAUCGUCACACCUCCUUAUACAUCAGAAAAUCCACAAUGGAGAGAAACCUUAUCAUUGUCUGGAAUGUGGGACAUUUUUCCGUGAGAAAGCCACCCUCAGAAAGCACGAGAGGACUCACACGGGCGAGAAACCUUUCAGCUGUGGGCAAUGCGGGAAGAGCUUUUCUCAGAAGACAAAUCUUUGCGUCCAUGAGCAGAUCCACGCGGGAAUCAAACCUCACAAAUGCUUGGAGUGUGGAAAACAGUUCACACAGAGUUCCUCUCUUUGGAAACACGAGAAAACACACCGAGGGGAGAAAAACGAAAAAUGCCUUGAAUGCGGGAAGUGUUUUAUCUUGAAAUCAAACCUGUUGCAACAUCAGAGACUUCACACCGGGGAGAGACCCUAUCAAUGUUCAGAAUGUGAGACACGAUUUCUGACUUCUUCUGACCUCCGGAAACACCAGAAAGGGCACAGAGACGAGAAACCCUAUAAAUGUGGGGCUUGUGAGAAAGGUUUUCUUGAACUAAGGAAGCUUCAGAGUCAUGAGAGAAUCCACACAGGGGAGAAGCCGUUCAAAUGCCUGGAGUGUGAGAGGUGCUUUUCCCAAAAGCAUCACCUUGGAAGGCAUCAGAGGGUCCACACAGGAGAGAAGCCCUACAAAUGCGGAGAAUGUGGAAAAAGUUUUGCUCAGAAAGGAUACCUUUCAAUCCAUUAUAAAACCCACACAGAGGAGAAGCCCUUUCAGUGCAAUGAGUGUGGACAAUUUUAUCGUGCCCUAACAACCCUUAGAAAACAUGCAAAACUUCACACAGGGAACAAAAUUUCAAAUGGUUAAGAGCGCGGGAGA